Panicum virgatum (switchgrass) is the source of this 1208-nucleotide messenger RNA. RefSeq names its product vacuolar protein sorting-associated protein 29-like. The record is from RefSeq and is a predicted model, not a curated record. The transcript has 3 exons. Gene Ontology annotation, biological process: intracellular protein transport; retrograde transport, endosome to Golgi. NCBI's taxonomy places the organism in Eukaryota, Viridiplantae, Streptophyta, Magnoliopsida, Poales, Poaceae. Gene Ontology annotation, cellular component: retromer complex; endosome. Bases 29 to 832 code for a protein of 267 amino acids.
CUCACCCGGCCCAGGUCCUGAACCACAGAUGGGCCCACUUCCAUGCCCCGCGUGCUCGCCCCAGUUCCUCGACUCCUUCCUCGUUUCCAACCCUCCUCCCCUUUUCCGUCGCGCAUCUGAAGCGAGGCGUCGUGGCGGUUUUGACUCGGAUCAUGGUGCGCAGCUCGAGCAGGUAGAGGAGAGCCGACCUGAGGCGGGCGGGGCUUGGGAGGCGCGGAUCGUAGGGGCAGGAGGUCAAGGGGAAGCCGAGGGAGCGGGGAGGAUGGUGCUGGUGCUCGCGCUGGGGGAUCUGCACAUCCCGCACCGGGCGCCCGACCUGCCCGCCAAGUUCAAGUCCAUGCUCGUGCCCGGCAAGAUCCAGCACAUCAUCUGCACCGGCAACCUCUGCAUCAAGGAAGUCCAUGACUCUCUAAAAAGCCUUUGUCCUGAUCUCCACAUAACCAGAGGUGAAUAUGAUGAGGAUGCUCGGUACCCAGAGACUAAGACACUUACAAUUGGUCAAUUUAAGCUCGGGCUGUGCCAUGGUCAUCAGGUUGUUCCGUGGGGCGACCUAGACUCCCUGGCGAUGCUUCAGCGGCAGCUGGACGUGGACAUCCUGGUGACGGGGCACACCCACCAGUUCAAGGCGUACAAGCAUGAGGGCGGCGUGGUGAUCAACCCCGGGUCGGCCACAGGCGCCUACAGCAGCAUCACCUAUGACGUGAACCCGAGCUUCGUGCUGAUGGACAUUGAUGGCCUGCGCGUGGUGGUGUACGUCUACGAGCUGAUCGACGGUGAGGUGAAGGUGGACAAGAUUGACUUCAAGAAGACGGCCACGACGAUGCAUGCGUAGCUCUGGCUCUCAGCACGGCGCAGAGGACACUGAAAUGGAUUCCGGACAUGUCUAGUUCCUUCCUGUUGCCCUCACUCCCCACCCCUCCGAAGCUACCUGAAGUCUUUUUUUUUCCCCUACCGAUUGUGCUCGCCUGUUCAUUUGUAAAAAAAAAAGACAGCUGCUUUUACGGAUUAGUUGACCAGAUUGUCAGGGUGGAUGUUAAAUGCUGAGCGUGUAGUGAAUUUGAAGUUUUAAUCAAGAACAGGCGAACCUUGAUUUGUGUUUAUAACAAAAUAGAGGAAAUAAUGGGGGUACUUUCUGAUGUUUCGUAUUUAUCACAUCAUGUAAAGUAACGUUUUGUUAAAAAAAAGAAAAGGAAAAUAGAAGAUGAAAA